Phycomyces blakesleeanus NRRL 1555(-) is the source of this 766-nucleotide messenger RNA. RefSeq lists its product as hypothetical. Bases 17 to 544 code for a protein of 175 amino acids. The transcript is spliced from 2 exons. Lineage: Eukaryota; Fungi; Mucoromycota; Mucoromycetes; Mucorales; Phycomycetaceae. The record is from RefSeq and is a predicted model, not a curated record.
UGUCGUUGGAAAUUACAUGUUUGUUUUGUUCGGUGGAAAUAACGCUGUAUUUGGCACGGAUCUCAAUGUUGCUCUUGACAUGACUACCUGGAAAUGGACCACUGCUCCUGUGUUCGGAACUCCUCCUGUUUCCUCAUCUGCACCUUCGAGCCCUUCUUCAACCCCAUCAGGCUCUAUACCAAAGGCAACCGCUACUGCAGCGCCUAAAAACGAUGAUGAUAAGUCCUCUGGACUUUCUGGGGGCGCUAUUGCGGGUAUUGUUAUUGGAGCUCUUGCAGGCGUUGCAAUCAUUGGUGCACUCCUCUUCUUCUUUGUUUUUAAGAAACGCGAUAAGUAUGCGAACGCAAAUAAUCAUACAGACAAUUUCAGCAAGGGAGAAGCUGUCUCAAAUAAGCUGAAUGAUGAAAUUCUCUCCCAGCCAAGAGAGGGACAUAAAGACAUCUCUCCAGAAAAAGGAAUAAAGCCUGAUCAGUCACUUCCUGGACCUGCAUUACCACCAGGCCGUAUAAUGCUUGAGCCAGUUAAGCCAGACGGCGGCUUUUGAUUCCAUUCCAGUUCACAUACACCUUAGCCGAUAAUAUCUAAUAUAUCUUUAUAUAAACAGCAUACACCUGUUAUGCAUAAUCAAAACUUUUACCUCUAGGCCUUGUGUAAUAUCCAAACAAGGUUUAUUUUAAUGCCUUUCUAAAUCAUUCAAAUUAGCCAAGAUCAUAAUAAUAAAUAAUAAUAUAAUAAUUAUCUAGAAUUGAUAAGAAAUAGACAACAU